CAGUCAUAUUCGAGUCUGUAAACACAAACUCGUCACAUGACAGAGGAAUAUUGCUCAGCCACUUCAGGAACAGUUCGACGCUCAAAUUAGAAUUGUUUCCGGUUAAAUUGGGGUCAAACAAAGGGGAUUGCACAUUACAAGACGUCACAAUGCUUAUACGAAGGGUGUUACAAUGUGGAGUGACCACUUUAAAGUCAUGCAGGACCAUUCACCACAGUGCUCAAUGGAGGAGUCCUCUCGUACCUAUCGUUGUUGAGCAGACGGGUCGAGGAGAGCGUGCGUAUGACAUCUACUCUCGUCUUCUGAGGGAGAGGAUCAUCUGUGUAAUGGGGCCGAUUGAUGACUCUGUGGCCAGUCUGGUUAUUGCUCAACUACUCUUUCUGCAGUCAGAGAGCAACAACAAACCCAUCCACAUGUACAUCAACAGUCCUGGCGGUGUUGUGACGGCAGGCCUAGCCAUCUACGACACCAUGCAGUACAUCCUCAACCCAAUCUCCACGUGGUGUGUGGGCCAGGCGGCUAGCAUGGGCAGUCUUCUCCUGGCUUCGGGCACGGCCGGCAUGAGGCACUCCCUGCCCAACGCCCGCAUCAUGGUGCACCAGCCUUCCGGAGGAGCCAGGGGUCAGGCUACAGACAUCGCCAUUCAGGCUGAGGAGAUCAUGAAGCUAAAGAAACAGAUCAAUCAACUCUACGCUAAACACACUGGCCAGCUGUUGACACAUAUAGAGAGUGUGAUGGAGAGAGAUCGUUACAUGAGCCCCAUUGAGGCACAGGACUUUGGGAUCAUCGACCGAGUGCUGGUGCAUCCUCCCCAGGCGGGCCAGGAUGACCCAGAGCUGGUCCAGAAGGAGCCCCCUACCGCCAUCUGCCCCUCGCCAGCCUCCGCCACCGAGCAGAGCCCCCCCGGGACCAACCACCCCUCCUCAUACAAACCCGAACCCUGACCUCAGACUACCAGGAAGCAGUCCCACACCAAUCACAAGCCAUCCUCUAUCUUCUAACCACCUAAAGGCACUUCUGUAGAUCGGAAUGGAUUGGACAGGUGCAAGCAUAUGCUGAUGUCCCGUAAAUCCUAAUGUAUUGGAGUGGAUACUAAUAUGCGAGAAGUUACAGCGUAGCCUACCAGAGGGCAAAGUGGAGCUAUUACUAUAUUGCUUAUAUCUGUCCAAUCCUUUCAUUUACAGAAGUGUUCUGGGUGGAUAGGGGUCGGUUUGGAACAAAGGACCUGCAUUGUAUACCUUUGUGCUGGAGAAACCUCUGGGAGAGGAGGCAAAAUGCAGCAGUAUUAGAAUAUUUACAUUUAAGAAUUAUCAUUUGACCAAUCUCAGAUUUGUACUGUCCCCCAUAAUAUGCACACUGUAUUUACCACAAACAAAGACUGCAGAUCUCUACAGUGAAGGAAACAAUAUAGCCCCCAUUUGUACAAGCCAUGACAAUUGUGAUGUUGAUUUUCACGAACUGGAAUAAAAUACAUUUUCUUUGAGUCACA
Molecule: messenger RNA, 1489 nt
Organism: Oncorhynchus keta (chum salmon)
Lineage: Eukaryota; Metazoa; Chordata; Actinopteri; Salmoniformes; Salmonidae
Product: ATP-dependent Clp protease proteolytic subunit, mitochondrial-like
Exons: 7
Coding region: 150-944 (264 amino acids)
Biological process (GO): protein quality control for misfolded or incompletely synthesized proteins
Cellular component (GO): endopeptidase Clp complex
Molecular function (GO): ATPase binding; ATP-dependent peptidase activity; serine-type endopeptidase activity
Source: RefSeq, a predicted model, not a curated record